Molecule: messenger RNA, 2235 nt
Organism: Heterostelium album PN500
Lineage: Eukaryota; Evosea; Eumycetozoa; Acytosteliales; Acytosteliaceae
Gene: tgrM1
Product: IPT/TIG domain-containing protein
Exons: 6
Coding region: 1-2235 (744 amino acids)
Source: RefSeq, a predicted model, not a curated record
AUGUCUACUUUAUAUAUUUAUUUAUUGUUGAUUCUCUUUAUAAAUAAAACAAACUUUUUAAAUUCAUCAAAUAUUCCAAUAAUAAAUGAUAUAAAAUAUGAUGUUGGUAGUGCAUUGGUUUAUGGAUCGAACAUGAAUAGUGUUGCGAAUGUAACUGUGACGAAACUAGGUAGUUCGAGUUCGGAUCUGUUGCAUUUCGUAUCGAUUUCAUCGAAUGACAGUGUAUUGCAAGUGAAUUUCGAUGGCACCGAUGUCUACUAUGGUACCAUUGAGCUGUGUAGUAGUGUGUGUGCAAGACACCAGUGGAAUCCAAUAGUCAUCGACAGUAUAUCGAUGGUACCAACACAGGGUGGUAACAUUACGAUCAACGGUUACUACCUCUUGCCAUUUCCUCAACUGAACAACUCGCUCACCUUUACCAAGUGGUCUAUCACACCACCGACCGUCUUUAACAACAUCAGUAUGAUCGUAGUUCAAUAUCAACCACCACCACCACUAUCAACACCGAAACAACAACCACAACCAUCCGGUAGUAAUGUAACUAUUGACAUACAAAUUAAAGAUUCAAUAUUAAAAAGAUCAUAUUCAUUUAAAAGUCCUGUAUUUGAAUUGGUUGAAGUAAUAAACUCAAGUUUACAUAUAAAUGGACAGAGUUUUGGAUCGGAUGUUUCUUUACUCUCUGUAAAACUAGAUGGUGUACCAUUGAAUAUCACACAGUUAAUAAGUCAUUACAAUAUUACAUGUAGUUUUGCUGAUAAUCCGUUAUUAUAUUACUCAAGUCUAUCAAUUGCUGGUAUUAAAAAGUUGGUUGUUGAUGUAAAUAAUAAUCCAUCUUCAUUUGAUUAUAUAAAUAGACCUAUUGUUAAUCAAAUAUCAACAGUCGCAUCAAAUACAGGUGGUACAGUUUCAAUAAAUGGUGAACUGUUUGCAUCUAUUCUAAAUAAUAGUAAAGCUAGUACGAAUGUUUCGGUUUCAAUUGGAAAUGGUGCGAUUGUACCUACUGAUAUAAAGAUAGUCAAUAAUACUCUGAUUACAUUCGCUGUACCACCUAAACCUAAAGAUAUGGUGUUGAGUAACCUGGAGUUGGUAGUUACAAUCGACGGUGCUUCAUCUAUCGCUCAAGAUGAUACGGUGUUCUCCUACGACCGACCAACACUCGUCAGUUCGAAACAGAUCGUCGAUAACAUUGUCAUUACAGGAAGAAACAUUGCUCUCUCCAGUAUGGUCGUUGUAUUCUUUGAUAAGGACACAUCGCUUCGUCCCGAUAGUCUGUCGAACAACACCAACAACAAUGAUACGCUGAUAACAUUCGAUGUUGAUUCCAUACCUUACAAUAUAGCGAGUGGUAGUUACAGUAAAGUCUAUAUAAAUGCAAAUAAUAUUAGAUCAAACUAUGUCACUGUAAAUAUUAAACCGAUCAUUGUGUCGUCAACACAUGCACCGGUUCAAGGUGGUUUGGUAACGCUGUUUGGUAGAUUCUGGAACGCCGAUACACCACAGACCUCCAUCAAGGUAACCAUCGGAGGCAAAGCGUGUCCACUCAGCAGUCCACCAUCACCCGCUGCCAUCCGAUGUUUCAUGCCACCCGGUACCGGUCUAAACCAAUCGAUUCAACUCCAAUUGAAUGGAAGUGUCGUUGACAGACCAGAUAAUUAUAAAUUCCAAUAUCAAAAUCCAGUUAUUGUUGAUAUAAGUGAAGGUAGUUCUAAAGGUGGUGUCGUUACUCUGAUAGGUGCCAACUUUGCAAAUAAACUAAAUAUUUCACUUGGAAAUCAGACUUGUGACAAGUCAACCUAUGUCAACGAUACAAUGGUGCUCUGUGAUAUCUCUGCUAGCAAACUCUCGAAUCUACCUGCCGAUACAUUGCUAAUGGGAAAUGUAACGGUCGAUGGUCUCAGUGGAACUGCACUUUUAUAUAAAUUCAGUAAGACUACAAAUAUAAAUAAUCAUUCAAAUACAAGUGAUGGAUUUAAAUUAAUUUAUAUUAUACCGAUUGUUGUUAUUGUAUUUGCACUCAUCUCGAUUGGUGUAAUCAUAUACGUAAAGAGAAGAAGACCAAAGAAAAUGUCGAUCGUACAAAUACAACUAAAUCUAUUGAGACCUUCUCACUUGGAUGACGAACAAUUCGAAGAACGUUGGUACGAAGAACAAUUGAAUAUGUUAAUACGAGAAGGUAUACCUAAAAGUGAAGCAAAAGCAUAUUUAAAAUGGUUCCAAGAGAAUAAAGAUAAAUAA